AUGCCCAGCCUUCCUGUGGCACUAUAUGGCAUCGAGACGGAUCGGGAGGGCACGAGGCUGAGGCUUAGUCUGCCCCAAGGCAGGAAACCGGUCUUGCUCAUCGAGUGCGGCGAGGUCCCGGAGAAGGUUCUCGCAUUAUUGCGCAGCAUUGCUCUACCCGUUCAGCCGAGAGCCACCACAUCCAGACAACAAGAUCGACCGGCGUCUCUGACCUCAUGCUCUCUCACUCGCUCGGCCGGACCCACCUUCACUGUGGUGCGUCUGCAUGCAUCUCUGAAAUGGCGAUCUGGGUUCUCUGCCUUCCCAGCUGGAGCUCCUGUCGGCGCUGCACGUGUCUAUCCAGACUAUCAGAUACUACUUGACGCAUAUCCGGACGCCGAGCGAGAAGCCUUCGACCACAGUCAGCCAUUUACCCCGCAAGAUUUUUACGAAGGUGUCCACGCACCUUCCAAGGACGUAGAUACACCCGAGCACCUGUAUCGGGACGUUCUGGAGUCAGAUCUGUAUCCAUUUCAGAAGCGAGCUGUGACUUGGAUGCUGAAUCGUGAGAGCGUUGGGCCUUCGCGUGACGUCUCACCGUUCACAGAUGCGGGCAUUCAGGCUAAAGAUGAUCCAAUGCCAGACACGAGAUUCUUCCACCGAGUUAUGGAUGCUAGCGGUCAAGAAUGCUGGGUGAACCAUCUUCAAGGCGUUGUGAGCCGCAUGCCUCCCCAGGAUGGCGCUGCCAGACUUUCGGGCGGCUUGCUGGCUGAGGAAAUGGGUCUCGGAAAGACAGUCGAGCUCAUGGCACUUGUUGCCCUGAAUACGCGACCAAGAAUGUCUCCUGGCAUGGUCUUUGAUCGGAACUCGGGCACCAAGAUCUCUCCAUCGAAGGCCACCCUAAUCGUGACCCCGAGCUCUUUGACUCAGCAGUGGAAGUCGGAACUUGAGCGCCAUGCUCCCGACCUCAACAUCUUUCAUUAUGAAGGCAUUUCUACGGGUCACGGCAAGAAGAAAGAUCGAUCGGACGCGACAGUGAUCCGAGAGCUCUGCGAGGAAUACGAUGUGGUCAUCACGACAUAUCAGGUCUUGGGGCGGGAAAUUCACUUUGCUGAAGAUCCUCCUGAUCGAGCUAUGCGGCACGCAAGGAAGCACGAACGGAAGCGCAGCCCGCUAGUGCAGAUUGAAUGGUGGAGAGUGGUUCUUGACGAAGCCCAAAUGGUAGAGAGUGGUGUCACAGCGGCUGCACGUGUCGCCUGUCGCUUACCACGAGUUCAUUCCUGGGCAGUCUCUGGCACUCCGCUUCGCAAAGACGUCCAAGAUCUACUUGGUCUACUGAUCUUCCUGCGCUACGAACCAUUCGCCAACAACGGGAAAUUGUGGAGUCAUCUAAUCACCAAUCAUCGGCAUCACUUUCGAAAGAUAUUCGGCGAGAUUGCCCUUCGACACACAAAGGCACAAAUCAGAGACGAGCUUCAACUGCCUCCGCAGAAGCGUGUAGUUGUCACUGUGCCUUUCUCCGUCAUCGAACAUCAGAACUAUACCGAACUCUUCGAUCAAAUGUGCGAAGAGAUUGGCCUGAACAAGAGUGGUGAGCCGAUACGAGGUGAUUGGGAUCCGAGCGAUCCUCGUACAACUGAAGCCAUGCGCUCAUGGCUAGUACGCUUAAGGCAGACCUGCUUGCAUCCGCAAGUGGGUGGCAAGAACAGAAGAGCCCUGGGAAGAGGCACGAAUCCGCUGCGUACGGUUGCGCAAGUGCUGGAACUUAUGAUCGAGCAGAACGAGACCAGUCUGCGUACGGAGGAGCGGACUCUGGCUGCUUCAUCACUUCAACGUGCACACAUACUCGGCAACAAUCAGGCAGAUCAGAAUCGCUCACAUCAGGCCCUGGAGAUAUACAAUGCCGUGUUGUCCGACAGCGAGAAGUUGGUGCAAGAGGCGAGGUCACGUCUAGCAGCCGCAAAAGCUGCCGAUCCUGGUGCCUCCAGUGACACCGAGAAUGAAGACUCUGCUACUGAAUCUACGCCUUUGAUUGGCCGUCUGAAGAGCAAUUUACGCACGGCAUUGCAGGUGCAACAUCAGGCCGCAUUCUACGCUGCCACUUCGUACUAUCAGAUCAAAAGCAACGAAAGCUUGACAAAGGCAGAUUCUGACGAGUUCAAGCAGCUUGAAGCGAAAGAGGUAGAACUGUACGAAACGGCCAAGAUCAUGCGAAAAGAAUUGAUGCGGGAGACAUUUCGCAAGGCGGAAAGCUUCAUGCGAAGACUCCGAGAUCUCGACGCCGGGAACGUGAAGAAGUUCACUCAGCUGCCAAAAGUCACGGACCUACCAAGCACAGGCGGCAUCGAGAGCAGACGUAUUGUGGAGAAGAGCGACGAACUGUUUGAUGUCAUUCGAGAACAGGUCGCCGUGCUGAAAGAAUGGCGAGCCAAGAUGACUGACUUCCUGAUCAAGCCAUUGGUCGACACAGACGAUGGCCUCGUUGAAAUCACCGGUGACGAAUACGAAGACUCUACGAAACAGCAAGAUGAGCUCUACGUCUACUUCGAUGCCUUUAAAGCUGUGCAUGCCGAUCUCAACGCUCUUAUCACGAACGAGAGAACCUCGCUCAUUGAUCACGAAGUUAAGGAGGCUGUCAAGAGAGCGGAGUGGGUGCUUGAUCCAGACCUACCCGUGGAGCAGAAGCCGGAAGAGGUCCAUGCACCCCAACUGAAACUCGACCUCUACACCAUCCGGAACAAGCUCAGAAGUCGCAGGAACAUGGUCGGCUCGAUACGUUCUCUCAUUCAGGAGGCUCGCUCACUGGAGGUAACAUCGCAAUUCGGCGGCGGCUCUCGGUUGGCGACCGAAGGAGUGUUGAUCCAAGGCCACAUCGAUGCGCUCCAAGCCGUCUUCUCUGCUUAUACCAAGGCCCUCGCUGGUCUUGACAAAGAGCUGCAGCUCUUUCGCACGACACAAAACCAGCGAGUGGAAUUUUACAAGCAGCUGCAGGAUCUGUCGGACUCGGUCGCGCCAUACAAGGACGAACUAGACACUAAUCUUGAUCAAGAUGCGCUAGGCGUUGCAAUGCAAAAGGAAGAGCAGUCCUCGAGCAAGCUUCAGCAGCUUCAGAUGAAAGGACGUUUCCUGAUUAACUUGAGGGAGGAGGACAGUGGGCAAUCUGGACCAAGGACCUGUAUCAUCUGCAUUUCCACUUUCGAACGCGGCGUACUCACGAUCUGUGGCCAUACCUUCUGCAAGGAAUGUCUCCAACAAUGGUUUCAACAAAAGCGGUGCUGUCCCACUUGCAAGCGCAAGCUUGGUGCUCACGAUCUUCACGACAUCACAUUCAAGCCGCAGGAAAUCCGUCUCCAGGAGGAGUCGGCCCAAGCCUCAUCCCCGCAGUCACCUGGAAACACUGCUGCACCAUCGACGAAAUCCAUCUACAGUGACGUGGACUCUCGUCUCAUGGAUGAGAUCAAGUCGAUUGACCUACCCACAUCAUAUGGCACCAAGAUCGAUACCCUGGGAAGGCAUCUUCACUGGAUUCGCGACAAUGAUCCGGGCGCCAAGUCCAUCAUUUUCAGUCAGUAUCGUGAAUUUUUGGACGUGCUGGGAGGUGCGCUGAGAGAUUUCAAGAUCGGCUUCGCUCGCCUCGGCCGCUCCGGUGCUGUCGAAAAGUUCCGCAAUGAUGCCAGCAUCGACUGCCUUCUUUUGGACGCGAAGACAGACUCCUCUGGCCUCACACUUGUCAACGCCACUCACGUCUUUGUAUGUGAGCCUCUCAUCCAGACAGCCGUGGAGCUUCAAGCCAUUGCGCGUGUUCACCGAAUUGGACAGACUAGGCCAACCACUGUGUGGAUGUAUCUCAUCAAUGACACAGUGGAGGAAGCAAUCUAUGAGACAUCAGUGGCUCGCCGACUUGCUCACGUGCAGUCUCGCGAGCAAAGGCAGCGAGAGAGUCAGAAGAGCAGAUCAGCGACACCAGCGCCGCUGCAGGAGAACGCGAUAGAUGCUGCAAACUCGGAAGAAUUGCAAUCGGCGCCGCUCACCAAGCUACUGGUUGCAGGAAAAAGCGGCGGAGAGAUGGUGGCGAAUGACGACCUCUGGCAGUGCCUCUUUGGCAAGGCGCAAAAGCUCACUCACAGUGCUGCAGCGCGACAGGAAAUUGGUCGGCAUCUACGAGCAGAGGCAGCAGAAGCGCGAGCUGGCGCCCAGGCACCAGCGCCAGGUCCAGAUUCGAAUGAGGCCGAGCGAGAAGCUUUACAGAUCGUGAGAAGACACGAGGAAUUGUGA
Molecule: messenger RNA, 4254 nt
Organism: Pseudocercospora fijiensis CIRAD86
Lineage: Eukaryota; Fungi; Ascomycota; Dothideomycetes; Mycosphaerellales; Mycosphaerellaceae
Exons: 1
Coding region: 1-4254 (1417 amino acids)
Biological process (GO): protein polyubiquitination; DNA damage response
Cellular component (GO): nucleus
Molecular function (GO): ATP binding; ATP-dependent chromatin remodeler activity; ubiquitin protein ligase activity
Source: RefSeq, a predicted model, not a curated record